Messenger RNA from Fusarium verticillioides 7600, 2829 nucleotides. RefSeq lists its product as hypothetical. Gene Ontology annotation, cellular component: transcription factor TFIID complex. NCBI's taxonomy places the organism in Eukaryota, Fungi, Ascomycota, Sordariomycetes, Hypocreales, Nectriaceae. The transcript has 2 exons. The record is from RefSeq and is a predicted model, not a curated record. Bases 303 to 2234 code for a protein of 643 amino acids. Gene Ontology annotation, biological process: DNA-templated transcription initiation.
UCACAGCCAACCCGCAGCGAGUUAACACCUUCGCCCAACGACGAUAUCCAGCCCCUCCAUCUCGAAACGAAGUUUGAGCGCUUUCGAAUAGCGGAUCUCUCACCUGCCGAACCUUUUCACAGCGUUUCCGAGUGCCCCGCCGAGAUUCAGCGCGUCGGAUGGGAGGCGUCGCGAUUGAUUUGACAGGCUCAUCUGCCUGCUGAGCUAACACACUCAACUCACGCAUUUCUUGCAACUUCCUUUAUUCUGGACCGGGGCUCGCCUCUCGACCGACAAAGCAGUCACCAACGGGAAAAUUCAUCAUGGCUCAACCUCAGCCUCAGACGCAGAUGCAGGUGCCGCCUCGCGCAUUCUCUCCGCCGCAGCAUUCACCCUCGCCUGCCGCGUCGCAGACCAACUUCGCCCUCCCACCGCAGAAACGAGCUCGAACCGACGGGCCAUCCUCGCAACCCGAAUCGCCAUAUGCCACAUCCCCUUACGCCGCGAGUCCAGGUGCUACUCCAGGUGCUACAGCUACGCCGCCUGCUGGGACUGGAUCUCCUGCAUUUGCGCAAAGCCCUGCUCUGCCGCAACCGUAUGCUACACCUUACACCAACGGCCACACAACGCCUGGCCUUAAUCUCCCUGACGUACGACCGAACUCAACACCCCCUAUUCAGCAGACUCAGCAGCUACAGCAGCCCAUACCUCAAUAUACCAAUGCCACAAUGACUCCUGUUCCUGUACCCACUCCUGGUCAGCUAAUGACCCCAACUCCUGGCCCCGGAGUCAUGGGGCCUCCCCAAAGGCCAGCAGAGCGACCAACAAAGGAUUACGAAUACGAUGUGACAGAUUCACUUGCCGGUACUGGCAUCGACCUUCGAGCUGAGGAGCAGUAUAUGAACGACCUGUAUGCGACCGGUUUCGACGAAGCGCGGACGGGCUUUGCCCACCAGCCGCCGGGGCCAAAGUCGAGCUUCUACGGUGCCGGACCAGCAAAUCAGCCUGCCCAGUCUGUUCCGGAUCAACCACAGGAUCAGUUUGCUACACAGCAAGCGGAGAGGGCUUGGUCAGAGUCGUCGAUGCGACUUGCACUUCAGCGGACACAGGAGAUAAGUGAUCCUUUUUUGCUGGUCGCUUUGCUGCAUCGACGCGCGGACAAAAUUGCACGAGAACACCACCUGGCGCUGAACCUGGACCUGAAGAACAACAGUCAAACCAUGGGAAAGAUGAGGCUUCCAGAACAAUUUCCCGCGCCAAAGGUGACGGUUAAAGUGACUCCAGGCCCAGAUUCGACCAUGGUUCAUACAACCGGCUCAUACAUCCCACACGAUGCUUUUCUAGUUGAUCAGUUGGCAUUGAUGUCUAUUGCAACAAAGCAGCGACUCCGAGAACUAGUGGAAGAUGCACAUGUAGUGGCAACGAAUAGGCAAAAGACAUCUCAUGGCGACAUACCUGAGGAAUGGAUUCCAGCGGCAGCUCCUAUGAAUGCUGAGCCCCUCGAGCCCAUUGAGAAGCCAGCGGAUGCAGUCAACGGUGUCGACGGGACCCCUGUGGAGAGUGCGAACGGGGAUAGCACGAAUCCACUGAAGCGUUCCAGCGAUGUAGCUGGAUUGACCAACGGCGUGCCUCCAGUUAAGCUGCCUAAAGUGUCGUCGUAUAUGACAACGACGAUGCGGGACCUUGCUAGACAGGAGCGUGACUGGGAAGAGGCACGACUCCGCAAGCGCCAGAAACGCAAGGACGGUAUACCAGACUCGGGAGCCACGACAUCACGUGCUGGUAGCGUGGCGCCUGGCACUCCUGGUUCUGUAGCGCCAGAAGCUCCAAAAGCAAUGACGAAGAAGGAGAUGAAGAAGAACCAGCAGAUGAAGGCUGCUGAAAUUGACAGUCAUCAGAGCCAAAACACCACGAGUAGCCUCUUUGCUGGCUUCGGAGGUAAGGGCGGACUGUUUGGUAAAAAGAAGGCUGGCAAGACAUACGACUGGAUGACUCGAGGCAGCGGAGCCAGCACGCCGACCAGAAACGUUGCGGGUGCCGGAAAAGGGCCCGGAGGGCUGGGAGCGACGCCGGCACCUGCAAACAUGGCCAUGACUACCGAGGGCCGCAAUCGACUUGGCACGUGGAGAGAGGACAAAGAAAAGGGGCGGAAUAUCCAGCUUCGCGACUGGGUUUCAGUAUUAGAAAGGGACGGAAGAGAAGGCAAGGCGCUUCAAAAGGCGUACCUUUACCUGGACGCAUCGAACCCCAAAUAAACACAGCACAGCACAGCACAUCAUAACAAACUAUAGCUAUCAAAAUGCGGCGAGGUAAUGGGAUAGGGAAGGUGUGAGAUGAGAUUUCGUGACACGGCCAGGGCUAGGGAUGAUCAGCUAGCGGAAGAAGAUACCCUGCGCAGCGUGCAUGGCUUGAUAUUACUUAGCACGGCGUUUUAUGUUUUUCUUACUAAAGGCAUGACUGUGGGGACAGGCAGUCCUUAUUUUCUUCAUUUUGGCAUGCACUAUAGGAAAUGAAUGGGAGAGGGUAGCUUUUGACGGCAUGAAGAUUGGGGAUUCUUUUGAGACUGAGGGAAAUUCGACAAUGCUGUUUAGGCGUACACAGUAGGAAGAUGGGUGCGCCAUGUAUUUCUUAGGCUUUUCUUUCAGCCAUUUUCACCCUGCUUUUCUGAAGCUUUGGAGCUCAGCGAAAAGGGCUAUAGUUUGGGAAGAGAGGUGAAGGGACAAGGGCCUUCUAGGGAGAGAUGAAAGAAUAGACCCCUUAUGGACUUGGCCUAACCUGAAUUUGAACUUGAACUUUGAGUUGAUCUCGUGAUGAGUCUUUUGUUGGGCGGAAACAUUCCUAUGUUGUAGC